UUCUCUUUGACCUGAAUUUUAUUAAAAUUUAAUUUCUUUGUAAUCUAGUACUCUUCGUUUGCGAAAUGUUUUGUAAACCUAUGAACUACAUAAAACUCGAACGCUUAAUGCAGCAUCACGCUUUGAGAAAAAGCAUUUUCCACCAUUAUGUACCUAUCUGCAGUACGAAAGCACCCUUUAUGCUACUUAAAGCCAUCCACACCAGCGAAGUAAGUUGCCGAGACUACGUUUACAAGAACUACCAGCCGCCAUGUCACGAGGACCACGACCAUAAAAAUAUGCGGCUCAAGAGGCCUAUGUCUCCACAUUUGACCAUCUAUGGACCGACCUUGCCUGCUAUGACUUCAAUAGCGCAACGUAUAACUGGCUCAAUCGUGACGUUUUACGCCUUAAUACUGGCUGGCGGAUCACUGUUCCUCUCCAAUGGCAUCGACAGCAUCGUGUCAAUGAUACAAAGCUUGAAUCUAAACAGAUUUUUUAUAUUCCUUCUCAAAAUUAUCAUAGGUUACCCUUUCGCUUUCCAUUAUUUCUGUGGCAUUCGCUUUUGUUUGUUUAACGUAGGAAAAAUUAUGGAAAAACCCCAGGUGUACAAGACUGGAUACCAGGCUAUUAUUGCUGGAGCUGUUUUGGCGGUGUUUUUUGCUUUACGCUAGAUUUGUUUAAAGUUCUAACAUACGACCGCACCGCGACAAGGUCAUCCACAUACUAUCCUGUACGUGGGAGCGAGAAAGAGUUAUUUUUUUCUCGCUCACACUUAUGUGAAUAAAUCCUAUGGUCAAUUGGUCACCGUACGGUGUGGUCGUUUGUUAGCUACUUAUACGGUCAAGAAAACGUCACUAAAAAGACGCCAAAUAUAAAUAGAUUGAGGCCAAGUGUUUAGUGUAGUAUAGGGCUCACCAUGCGCGUGCAUUAUAAACCAAACCUUGACGUUGGUGGAACAAGCUACGAGUAUACGAGCCAUCAUAACACUUAAAUAUGUAUUAAAAAUGUAGAAGCGAAGGCUAAGCGUCUAUAGAAAUGAAUUUCGCGCCUUUAUUUAGUGCCAAGACUGCCAAGAUUUGCUUGACCGUGUUGUUUAUUUUACGCUGAAUUUUAUAUUAUUUAAAUGAGUAAAUAUAAAUGUUGA
Messenger RNA from Leguminivora glycinivorella, 1126 nucleotides. Its product is annotated as succinate dehydrogenase cytochrome b560 subunit, mitochondrial-like. Gene Ontology annotation, molecular function: succinate dehydrogenase activity; electron transfer activity. Gene Ontology annotation, cellular component: membrane. The record is from RefSeq and is a predicted model, not a curated record. The coding region runs from base 66 to 653 and encodes 195 amino acids. The transcript is spliced from 3 exons. Gene Ontology annotation, biological process: tricarboxylic acid cycle; mitochondrial electron transport, succinate to ubiquinone. NCBI's taxonomy places the organism in Eukaryota, Metazoa, Arthropoda, Insecta, Lepidoptera, Tortricidae.